GUCAAUGGCUAACGCAGGUAACAGCGAGAAAUGGUACUUCACGAAGGAACAAUUGGAAAAUACCCCGUCGAGAAAAUGUGGAUUCGAGGCAUACAAAGAGCUCCAGUACAGGCAACAGGCUGCAAACUUUAUACAGGACAUGGGUCAAAGAUUAAAAGUAUCGCAAUUAUGCAUCAACACGGCGAUCGUCUAUAUGCACCGUUUCUACGUGUUCCAUUCGUUUACCAACUUUCCGUGGCACCAGAUGGCGGCCGCCGCCCUUUUCUUGGCCGCCAAAGUCGAAGAACAGCCGAGGAAGUUGGAGUACGUGAUAAGAGUCGCGAACAUUUGCAGAAACUCCAGGGACAAUAACAUCGACUUGAACUCUGAGAGGUACAUAGCCCAAUCGCAAGACUUGGUGUUUAACGAAAAUGUUUUGCUGCAAACGUUGGGGUUCGACGUCGCCAUCGACCAUCCGCACACCCACGUGGUACGGUGUUGCCAUUUAGUCAGGGCGAGUAAAGAUCUGGCUCAGACUUCGUAUUUUAUGGCCAGCAAUAGCUUGCACCUAACGACUAUGUGCAUCCAGUACAAGCCGACGGUGGUAGCGUGUUUUUGCAUUUUGCUCGCGUGCAAGUGGUCCAACUGGGAGAUCCCAUUGUCGAAUGAAAAAAAAGAAUGGUACUCGUACGUGGAUCCGAGCGUCACCGCCGAACUUUUAGAACAACUCACCCAGGAGUUCCUAGUGAUAUUCGAGAAUUGCCCCUCAAGACUGAAAGAGAAGAUCAUGGCGCUGAUGGCCAUAUCGGAUACUAACGCUCAUACGCCCUCGAGCCAGUCCAAUUCGCCAUUCGAUUCGGAUCCGAAAAAGGUCGAAGGGUCCGCCCACAAAGCCCUGGAAUAUAAAGGUCAAGACGAUCUGCAUAAACACAGGUCGUCUAAACCGCACGACGCUUCCGGUAGCAGGCAGUCGCGCGAGCAAAAGGAACGCGAGAGCAAAGAGAGACGGGAACGGGAAAGGUUCGCCCUGAUGAGCGGCAAAUCGAUCCUCCAUCACGCCCAACCGUUGCCCGAUCCCAAACUCAAAUCUCACUCUCGCGUCCCGCCUUCGUAUCCACAUCCCCAAGUUAACAGGGAACCGAGGGACAUCCUGCGGGAGGCCUCCAAGGAUUCCCCGUUCGGGUUGGCCAGUGUGCGCGAAGUGAAACGCGACGUCGCGCCGAAACCUAACCUCCAAACCGAACAGAACAGUUUAAGUAAUUUCGGUGGCGGGGGGGAAAGGCAAAGGCCGAAGCUCGACCCCGCGAAAAUCAUACCCAAGCAACAGCAGCAGCAGCAACCCCACGUCAAACCGGAGCCCUCGGGCUUCGACCAGAACCACGUGUACAUAAAGUCUUCGAGUUCUACCUCACAGAAAGUCAAGUCGCCUUUCGCCGAUUCCAAGUCCGUCCUUAAAGCCGCCGCUCAAGCCUCCAAAACGCACUAUAACGGAGACGGGGGCGGCGCGAACCCCAAACAGCCCCUCCUAGAAGACGUUAAAGUUAUUAAGGAGGAGGUUCCCAUUCCGAGCGUGAUAAAGAGGCCGAGUCUCUUUUCUCCCGAGGCGACUCCUCCUCAGAGCAACGUACCGGCGUUGUCGCCCAUAAAGUCGCCAUCUAGCGAGCGAGUAAGGAACUACUCGAGCAGCUCGGAGGCGGAGCUAAGGCCGACGAUGAAGAAGAUCGACCAGGUCGAAGGGUUCGAGAAUCUGAUGCGGGACAGCACGAUAGGGAUGAACGACAUCCACAACGAAGGGUCCGAGAUGGCUUCCAAGGAGGUUACGGAGGGAAACAAAGGAGGAGAACCGUUAUCUUCUCCGGUGGAGUUUGCUGUGGUUCAACCCCACGUCGCUCCUCCCGCUAUACGUGUGGAACACUGCUCGACUGUUCCGCAACAAACAGCCAUCGUUAACGGUUUAGAGACGAACCCGACUCUAAUAAGCAACCUGCUCAAGCAGGCACCUACCGUUAACAAUAGUCUGUUGUCGGCGGAACAGCCUGCGGCCGAACACAAGGAAAAACAUUCGCACCACAAGAGCAAAAAGAAGAAGGAGAAGCACAAGCACAAGGACCGUAGCAAAGAGGACAAAGAGAAAAAGAAGAAGCAUAAGGACAAGGAUCGUGAGAAGCACAAGCAGAGGGAGAAAAAGGACGGCGCCGUCGAGCCUCCGCAGUUGAGCGAACCGAUCAAGAUAAAGAUUCAGAAGGAUAAGAUACAGCCCUUAUCGGACGGUAUCAAGAUCAAAAUUCCCAAAGACAAAAUUAGGACCGAAGGGAUCGUGGAUCCGUUACCCCAGCCAAGUUCCGGAGGUCUCAAAAUUAAGAUUCCCAAAGAGGUGAUCACCAAUUGUAGCACGAGCGGCAGCAGUACCGGUUCCGUAGACGUGAGCGCGAGCAGGAAACGUGAGAGGGACCGCUCUCUGUCCAAUAGUAGCGGCCCGCCCCUUAAAAUCUCGAAAUCCGCUCACAAAGAGUCGCAGAAGCAGAACGGCAAACACUCGUACCACAAGGUAAGCGAUAUCGUCGAACAUCGGCCCGUCCCCGCCCCCGCCGCCGAUCAUUCGGCGAUUCGCCCGCCCCCGAGAUAUCCCCACCGGAUGCCGCCCCAUCAGUAUCACCAGCGCUUCCCCUACAGACCUCCUCAAACAUACCAAAUGCGAAACGCGCCGCCUCCUUCUCCAUUCGCACCUCCCAAAAUGCCGUAUUACCCUCCUCAACAGGUACCGCCUCCGGUCGUUCCCAAUAUGAGCGUCCCCCCGCCCACUUACGGGAUGUAUCCGGCGUAUUACGCGGGAUACGUGUAUGGCGGCGACGUGUACCACCUUGGGGUGAACGAAAUCCACCCACCUCCCCUCCCGACGGACGCGCCUCCCGCCGACGUCCCGCCACCCCCUCCUCCAGAAUGAUUCGAGAGGUAGACGUUGUCGACUUGCCGGAAUUUUUUCUCUCUCUACACAAUUCACACCACACAUGGUUUGCGUAAUGACAAUUCUACUAAGCUGUUUAUUAUUUAUUGUGGUAUUGAUACACUUUUUUCAAAGUUUCUUUAGAUUGUUAUGAAUUUUAUUGGAUAUAUAUAAAAACAUUGUUUGAUUACCCAACAAUAUGUAAAUAAUUUCAGUAAAAACAUGUCAAUAAAUAAAAUGAUAAAGUAGUUUAAAUCAAAUUCACUGUAACGAAAAAGUUGAAUUUUUAAGUGCAUAUAUUAAUUUGCAGGCACCUUUGUCGAAGGUUUUUUACUUGAUAUGUAAAACAUUGUUUGACUAUUAAAUAAUGUGUAAAUAAUUUCAGCAAAAAUAAAGUAAAUAAAUAAAAUGAUAGGAUAGUUUAAAUCAAAUUCACUGAAACGUGAAAAUUGAAUUUCUAACUGCAUAUAUCAAUUUGUAGGUACUUUUGUGUAGGGGUCUUUAAAUUAUUAUACAUUUUACUUGAUAUGUUGAUCAUUGUUUGAUUACUAAAUAAUGUAUAAAUAAUUUCAAGAAACUUGUCAAUAAAUAAAAUGAUAAAACAGUUUCAAGCGAAUUCAUUGUAACGGAAUAGUUCUAUUUCUAAGUGGAUAUAUCAAUUUGUAAGCACUUUUUUCAACUAUUCUUUAAAUUAUUAUGACUCUAUAUGAAAAAUAUUUUUUAUUACUAAAUAAUGUGUAAAUUUCAGCAAAAAUAUAUCAAAAAAUUAAAAGAUAAAACAGUUUAAAUCAAAUUCACUGUAACGUGAAAGUUGAAUUUCGAGCUGCAUAUAUCAAUUUGUAGUCACUUUUGUCUUGUCUUGUCUUUAAAUUAUUAUGCAUUUUACUUGAAUAAUAUAUAAAUAAUUUCAACAAACAUAUAUCAAUAAAUAAAAUGAUAAAAUAGUUUAAAGCGAAUUCACUGUAAUGGAAAAGUUUUAUUUCUAAGUGGAUAUAUCAAUUUGUAGGCACUUUUGCAAAGGUUCUUUAAAUUAUUAUACAUUUUACUUGAUAUCAAAAAUAUUGUUUGAUUACUAAAUAAUGUGUAAAUAAUAUCAGCAAAAAUAUAUCACAAAAUUAAAAGAUAAAACAGUUUAAAUCAAUUUCACUAUAACAUGAAAGUUGAAUUUCUAACUGCAUAUAUCAAUUUGUGGUACUCCUGUUUAAACAUAUCAACAAAUAAAAUGAUAACACAGUUUAAAACAAAUUCACUGUAACAGAAAAGUUCUAUUUCUAAGUGGAUAUAUCAUUUUGUAGGCACUUUUGUCGAAGGUUCCUUAAAUUAAUAAAAUCAAUUUGUAGACACUUUUGUCAAAGGUUCUUUAAAUUAUUAUAAUUUUUUCUUGAUAUGUAAAAUAUUGUUUGAUUUCUAAAUAAUGUGUAAAUAAUUUCAGCAAAAAGAUAUCAAUAAAUAAAAUGAUAAAACAGUUUAAGUAAUGUGAAAGUAAAAUUUCUAAGCGCAUAUAUUAUUUUUUUAGAAACUUUUGUCUAAGGUUCUUUAAAUUAUUAUACAUUUUAAAAUGUAAAAUAUUGUUUGAUUACUAGGUAAAAGUGUAAUUAAUUUGAGCAAAAAUAUGUUAUUAAAUAAAAUGAAAGAACAGUUUAAAUCAAAUUAACUAUAACGUUUAAUUUCUAAAUGCAUAUAUCAAUCUGUAGGCAAUUAUAAAUUUUAUUUGACAUAUAAAACAUAAGUUCAAUUUGACGUAUAAAAUAUUGUUUGAUCACCAAAUAAUUUAUAAGUAACAUCAGUAAAUAAUAUGUUGAUAAACAGAGUAAUCAAACAACGUUAAGAAGACUUAAAUAUUUUGAAUUUCUAAGUAAGUAAACCAUUAUAAAUGUUCACCCCCGCUAACUUUUUUCCUUUAGAUUAAAAAAAAAAGUUUAAUAUAAAAAUUGUAGUAGGGUACAAUUGAAAGUUUUUUUCCAUGUUAAGUCCACGCAUACAGGGGUGUAAAAAAAAAUAGCAAAUAACGUAUUUUUUUCUUAUUUGUGAACCCUUCAAACGAGGAUUUUAAAAUUCUAUUAAAGACAUGUUAUUUUUAAUAUUUAAAACAGAUAAUGUCAAAAAUUUCACUUAGUAGGCCAUUUUUUUCACUAGUCGUUUCAUUAUUCGUUUUGAUGAAAUACAAUGUUUUUAUCUACAUUUUUGUUAGAUCCUCCUCUAUGCGUAAACGUAACAUGGACGAAAGAAAACCUUAGAACUUUUAUAUUAAACUUUGCCGGAAAAGAGUUUAGUGGGAUGUCGACACUUAUAAUGAAUCUUCCUGUACAUAAUAAAUAAAUCCACUUGUAUCAGCACCUUCGUUGAAGGUUCUGCUAUUAUGAAAUUUCUUUGAUAUACAAAAUAUUGCUCGAUUAGCAAAUAAUAAUAAAUAAUAAUAAAUAAAAUGUUCAAAUAACCACAGAACAGUUUAUAUUAAACUCACUCUAUACAUAUUUAUAAUCGAUUUGUAGAAUUUUUUUGAAGAUUCUUUAGCCGAUUAUAAUAAUAAUAAAUAUAAUAAAGAGAGAAUAGUUUGUAAUUUUAAAAGGACUUAAAUAUUUGCGACUUCAAAUACCAAUUUGUUGGAUUUUUUUCGGAAGGUUUUUUUAGAUUAUUAUACUUCUCAUUGUUUAAUCCCCAGAUAUUAAUUUUUUCUUAAAAAUCUAGCACUGCGACAACGUCACUAUUUAUUUAACCUUAGUUAUAUUAAACAAUAGUUACCAACUUGCUCAUAGGCGAGCCGAAUCUUCCGUUCGAGUAUUCCCUCACAUACCUAUUGCAUGCACCCAUACGUUUCGGUACCGGAUACCACGGCUCGCUUUUGUAUUUUCUUUGACUGCCUUUCGAGAUUAAAAGUUAGUAGUAUUUCAGUAUUUCUGGCCAGCAUUUUACGCGUGUAGUGCAAUAGUAGUUAUCGUUUGUUAUCACGUAGACUGUUAUGUAUAUAUAUAUUUUAUGAUAAUUUUAUCGAAAAAUCGAAAAAAAAAGUACUUUUUUAUAUUUUGUGUAUUGUACGAGUUUUCUUUUUGUAAUCGUUACACCAAUUGUGGAUUUAACUGAGAAUCAUUGCCAUACCUACAACUACCAUAAUGAACCGAGCCGAUUAGAUCGAUGAGAGGUUUAACACUCCUAUCAUUAUUAUUUUUGCAGUGUUGAAAUUUGAAAGAUGACAUUUUGAUAAAACUCAUCACACUUUUUAACUUAACUUUUUAUUUUUGUUCGACGUCGACAAUAUUACUGUUAUUCCCUUAUUUAAUGUAGUUUUAGUCUCUACGUUGAAUGUAGUAAUGUCUAUAGAAUAUACCCAAAUAAAGUUUUAUUUUUCUAAAUU
Cylas formicarius (sweet potato weevil) is the source of this 6275-nucleotide messenger RNA. RefSeq names its product cyclin-T. The coding region runs from base 5 to 2923 and encodes 972 amino acids. Gene Ontology annotation, molecular function: cyclin-dependent protein serine/threonine kinase activator activity. The transcript has 8 exons. Gene Ontology annotation, biological process: regulation of transcription by RNA polymerase II; positive regulation of DNA-templated transcription, elongation. Lineage: Eukaryota; Metazoa; Arthropoda; Insecta; Coleoptera; Brentidae. The record is from RefSeq and is a predicted model, not a curated record. Gene Ontology annotation, cellular component: nucleus; cyclin/CDK positive transcription elongation factor complex.